Messenger RNA from Cuscuta campestris, 1234 nucleotides. The record is from the annotation of a GenBank genome assembly. Lineage: Eukaryota; Viridiplantae; Streptophyta; Magnoliopsida; Solanales; Convolvulaceae.
CAUUUUCGGUGUCUAAAAAAUUAAAAUGAUAAAUUUAAAAAGAACCGAAGAAAUAUUCUGUAUAUACAUUUUAAUUUAAGUCAAGAUAUAUGAUUUCAUUCCAUUUUAUAAAAAAUUAAAGAUCAUCAUUUUCAUGUGGUCUAGCCUAACCAUUUACUCCCUACAUAGAUUAUUGUAUUAUUGCUCUAACUGAAAGAUGGUUCAUCAAUCAAUGGACAUUAUUGAUUCACCACCACAAUCCUCAUCAACAUUUUUGGGCAAAUUGAGGGCUAAAGUGGUGGAGAUUGCCAAAAAUGUCUUCAAAAUGGGGAAAGAAGAUCCAAGAAGAAUUGUGCAUUCUUUUAAAGUUGGAAUAGCUCUCACAAUCAAUUCCUUAUUCUACUACUGCAAUUCUCUUUAUGAUAGUUUUGAAACGUCUGGAAUCUGGGCCGUUUUAACCGUUGUCGUCGUUUUCGAAUUUACUGUGGGUGCAACAUUAUCUAAAGGGUUGAAUAGGGGGUUUGCAACACUUGUAGCAGCAGGAAUGGGUGUUGGAGCUAAAUAUUUAGCUGACCUUUGUGGUGAAAAGGGAGAGCCAAUUGUUCUUGGUGCACUUGUUUUUAUCCUAGCUGGGGUGUUGACGUUUGCGAGAUUUGCACCUCGAAUAAAGAAGAAGUAUGACUAUGGAGUAUUGAUAUUCAUCCUCACAUUCAGUAUGGUGGCUGUCUCCGGCUAUAGAUCGGAGGAAAUCAUAGAGGUUGCUCGUCACCGGUUUUUGACGGUGGUGAUCGCCGGCGGGACUUGCAUACUUAUCUCCAUCAUUCUCUGCCCUGCAUGGGCCGGCCAAGAUCUCCAAAACCUAAUUGCUGCAAAUAUUGAAAAACUUGGAUUGUCCAUUGAAGUUCAUAUUUUAGGUUUCCGGAAGGGGAAGGAAGAGCCGCCCAAAGUGACAACUCAUUUGCUCAACACCAUAGAUCCGUACUCAAUUCCAAGGCUUCUGAGGAAUCUUUGGCAAACUUUGCAUGGUGGGAAAUAGGGCAUGGAGAGUUUAGAUUUCGUCACCCAUGGAAGCACUACCUAAAAGUGGGAGCCCUGGCUAGGGAAUGUGCCUCUCAUCUCGAGGCUCUUUGUGGGCACUUAAACACCAAUGAUCAGGCCUGCCCUCCCCUCCCUUAUUCAUUACACACUCUUUUGACACUAUUCUCAAUUCCAUGAUUUUCAUAUACUUAUGUUACAAAAAAAGUUCUUGAUUUGA